Molecule: messenger RNA, 3378 nt
Organism: Enhydra lutris kenyoni (northern sea otter)
Lineage: Eukaryota; Metazoa; Chordata; Mammalia; Carnivora; Mustelidae
Gene: MCFD2
Product: multiple coagulation factor deficiency 2
Exons: 7
Coding region: 1559-1999 (146 amino acids)
Molecular function (GO): calcium ion binding
Source: RefSeq, a predicted model, not a curated record
AUCCCAUCGGGGCCCUUGGCCUGGGGACCCCCGCCCCGGCUUUGUGUGGUGGCCUCGUCACCGGCGCUGCCCCCGGCACGUCACAAAUCCGGCCGGCCCGUCGCCCCCGCCUGCGAGAGUGAGCCUCCCCGGGAGCUGGCCUUGCUGGGACGCGCUGCCCUGCGCGCCACCUCCGCCCCCCUCCGGGUUCCCGAGGAUGCUCCCGCUGGAGACGCGGGCAGAGCGCAACAGGCGGUUCGGAGUUCGUCGACUCUCUGGGUGUCUACACUCUGAGAGACUUUUCAUUUUCUUUUUUAACAGCGGAGUUCCUCUUUCCAACCUGAUUACCCCGCACGACCUGGCUGGCCUGUCCUCUGCGGAUUCCCGUUACCCUGGAGUUCUUAAAGGCGUUAAGCUGUUUUCCAGCUUGGUUGCAGGACUCUGGGAAACUAACUGAAGAAUUGCUUCUUUUUCCUUUGAUUCGUGCACCAAGAUUUGUAGACACCAAAGAAAGUACGACACAGAUCUACAACUGUAAAACACAUGAUCUCUGUAGCCCUUGAAGAUAGAAUAUUGAGUUUGAUCCUAGCCCUGGGGUCCUAAAUGAAUCUAUAUUCCUGUCCACUGGGUUUUUCAACUGAGAGGAUAGGAGUGUCACGAAGACUGGAACAAGGUAUGAGACUCCUUUCUCUUUAUGGCUUUGGUUAUUAAUUUUAUCCCUUCUUUUCUCACCUUGUUUUAGAGGCUAUUAUGCAAGUUUGGGUAGAGAUUAACCUUGAUGGGUUUAGCUCCAGUAGAAUAUCAUAAUUUUGACUGAUAAAAGAGCUUGAAUCUGCUUGAUUUACACACAGAAGUACUGAUAAAUCAUUAACUGAAUGAGCCAGGAUCUUAUUACAAAUAGGGCCGUCCUCUGGGACCAGACCAGAAGGAAGAAACCAUCAGGGAAAAUAUUUAAUAUGGCAGUUCCAUUCACACAGUAAAUCCCUUGCUAUUAAGUUAAUGAGUAUGGUGUUCCUUGGUUAAAGGUUUGAGGCUGAUGGUUAUGGGGGUGCGGGGGCCUGGGGAAGGUAUGGUGAGGAUAAAUGUGUGACUGGAGUAGUUUGAAGACUGCAAGGAAAAGGUUGUGUAGUAGUGGUCAGGCUUAAGAUUGGUAUUUUUGUGUCCAUAUCAGUAAAACAUCUGUAAGGUUGUCCUUUAAUUUUCAGAGAAAUGUUUCCUUGUGAGUUUAAGAGUAGAGAAAAUGAACACCUUCAUUGAUGUCUCCAUUCUUCAUUUCUUAGUUUUAGAACUCUUUCAAAAUAUUCAGCAGGGUUUUGGAGGUCUGGCCACGGGGCUCUUUCCCAUUCUAGUUUUUGCUUGCAUGUUAACGCUCCUCUAUUUCUGGUUCAAGUGCAUUCACAAAAGGAUAAGAGCAACCAGGAUCACGUCUGCUCCAGGAUCAACUCCUGCGCGCUGUCUAUAGGCCCUGCAGAGUCUCUGGCAAUGGCUUUCAGCUGAGAAUGAAAUCAGAGUUUAGAAUCCACCAUAAGAGGUUUUCUCUGUUCCACUGGAGGUUUACUUUAAAGAGGUACUGGUGACCAUGAGAUCUCUGCGGCUGCUCAGAACCCCCUUCCUGUGCGGCCUGCUCUGGGCCUUUUGUGCUCCAGGUUCCAGGGCUGAGGAACCUGGGGCCAGCUUCUCCCAUCCUGGCAGCAUGGGCCUGGAUAAGCAUACAGUGCACAACCAAGAGCAUAUCAUGGAGCAUCUAGAAGGUGUCAUCAACAAACCAGAAGCAGAGAUGUCCCCGCAAGAACUGCAGCUCCAUUAUUUCAAAAUGCAUGAUUAUGACGGCAAUAAUUUGCUUGAUGGCCUAGAACUCUCCACAGCCAUCACUCACGUCCAUAAGGAGGAAGGGAAUGAACAGGCCCCACCAAUGAGUGAAGCUGAACUGAUUAACUUAAUAGAUGGUGUUCUGAGAGACGAUGACAAGAACAAUGAUGGAUAUAUUGACUAUGCUGAAUUUGCAAAAUCACUGCAGUAGGCACUGUUUGGCCAUCUAGUUACAUGCAAAUGUGACCCGUUACAAUGUGAUCGAACACUUUUGGUAAUGCAAAAUAACUCAUUUCCAACUAUUGCUACAGUCUUUUGGUAAAAACCUGUAGCAGUUUAUUACACUGGGGUGAGAAAGAGGGAUCAAGGGCAAUAUAAGAGAAAUGGACAUAUGCAGCAGUCCCGUACUGUUCAGUCUCUUACUGGACAAGGGCUUGAUUAAAGAAUUCUCUUAAAAAUAUUGGCUAAUUGGAGCGUAGUACUCAGGAACUUAACUGUAGAAUACUGCUAGUCUCUUGGUUUUCAUUCAGGCUACCUGAAAAGUAAGACAAGCUUUGCCAAGUGGACACACUUUUCAGUAACAGUGAAGGAAUAGCAUAAAUGCCAAAUGUUUCCCCUGGUGGAACCUGUCUCUUCAGGUAAACGUCGUCAGUAUUCUGCAAAGUGUCCCCGUCCCCCAUCCACAUCCAUCUGUCCAUCACCGUCAAUCCCCCCCCCCCCAUGAUGACGUGCCCCUGGGCAAGGAGUAUUAGGCUAUUUUAAAGCCACUGUAUAAGAAGGAUACCAGAUCCUGAGUUCAGCGAGCCUUAGCAUCUAAAUUCUGUAUCUUCUGGCACUUUGGAAGAUACACCAUUGACCUACAUGAUUAACAUUUUUUAGUUUUUCAAUAUUUUGUAGAACUACUGCCACAUCCUUUCUUUUAUGUCUUCUUCAGCUUAGGAGAGACCUUGAAGUUAAACGUGUUUUUUAUUCUAAUCAUUAGCAAAUGUUUUAGCUUUCUUAAUAUUUGUAUUUAACCCUUGUUUUGAGGGUUUGUUUUUGAAGUUUAGAAACUAUAUGGAAUACAAGGACUGUAUCCCUCCUGCUUGGUGCAGCGGGGGAUAAAGCUACUAUCUGGUCUUGCCUAAGUGAGGAGUGAGAUCACCAAGCACCAAUUGCUACAAGCUCUAUUUAGAAGGAAUGGCGUUUAAAUUACCUCUUCUAGCUUAAAUAUGUGAAUUCUUUCAGAUCAGGAAAGAUUAGAAAAAGAAGCCUAAAAACUCUUAACAGUGCGAAUCUCAAUAAUGGUUGAAAAUGAGAAGCAGCAGCAAAUUGUAAUUUGGUUUAUUGGAUGUGAUAGUGUGCCGGGAUGGAAAACCCAAAAUGAUGGUUGGAUGGGGGGAAAAAACUGCAUAGGAUUUGCUGAAAGACACAUAGAGACUUAUUUUCUUUAUUAAAGUAUUCUUAUAAGAAAACAUAUGUAUUUGUAAAAAUGGUUUCCUGUGUCAAGUAUUUGUGCAAUCAGAGCUGAAUUGUAAACUAUUCUUGUAAUACCUAGUUAUUUUGAAAGAUUUAUAUAAUGAAUCCUGGAUAUAUGACCAAUAAAACUGA